Rotaria sp. Silwood1 is the source of this 1620-nucleotide messenger RNA. The record is from the annotation of a GenBank genome assembly. Lineage: Eukaryota; Metazoa; Rotifera; Eurotatoria; Philodinida; Philodinidae.
AUGAACAUUCGAUUUCAAUUAUUAUUCACUAGUCCAAAUUAUCACCUGAAAUUAAAUCUUCCAUUGACAUCAAAAUCAAUGUUUCUUCAUCGUUGUAUUCAUUUGAUAAAACCCAAUGUCAAUCGAAUUAUUUCACUUUCUCUAUCGCAUUAUUUAACUACAAAUCAUUUUCUUAAUUCAUUUUCAAUCGAUUCGUUUAUUCAUCUCGAAACAUUAAAUCUCAUCGGUGUAUCGUCAACAAAUCUCAUUCUACUUCUUACUCGUCUUGCAACAUUAUCUCGAUUCGUCUCUCUUUCUAUUACUUGUAUCGACAAUUGGAAAAAUGCAUAUGUCAUAUAUCAAUGUAUUUUUCGUCUACCAAAAAUUAAAUAUUGUAAAUUAACAUUUUUAAAUCAUGGUGAUCGUAAUCCAAUACCAUAUGCAAUUGACAAACAAGAUCAAUGUCAAACACUCGAAUAUCUUAUCAUCGAUAGUUGGUAUAGUCUCAGUCAAAUCAAUGCUGUUCUGACUUAUACACCUCGAUUGACGCAUCUAUUUUGUCGACUUGCGUGGGCACUUUGUAGUAACAUCGCCGAUGGACCCGCAGUACUUCUUCAUUUGACACAUCUUACUGUCGAUUUUUACCAGCUUUCAUUCAAUGAAUUUGAAAUAUUUCUAAUAAAAAUGUCUCGUCAAUUGAUAUUCUUACGUUUGACGGCAUCAUGGAAUGGAACAUUUUUUUCUUCGGAUCGUUGGGAACAAUUAAUUUUAAAUCAUAUACCUCAUUUACGUACAUUUGAUUUUCAAUAUAACAUAUCACCUGAGUGUCCCAUCGAUGAUGAUAUUACGAAUUUCAUACCAACCGAUCGAUUUAUCUCGACAUUUUGGUCGAAUCGAAAUUGGUUCUUUAAAUAUCAAUAUUGGCCAGAUAAUAAUGAUGAUGAGCCGUUUCCAAUAGUCUUCUAUUCGACUCAUCCAUAUAGAAGAAAACAUUAUGAAUUGAUUGAAUGUAUUGAUGAUGAAGAUAUUGAAAUCAAUUCGGCUUCUCAUCUUACCAUUCGACAACAAAUGAACACGAUUACAUGUUCAAGUCACUUUCCAAACAUCACCAAACUUACUCUAAAUGCUAACUUUCUAGAUAAGAAUGGUCAAUUUAUUCGCGAUAUUAAUCGUAUUAUUUCAAUAUCAAAACUCAAAUAUUUAUUGCUGGACGAACAAGAACUUUGUAUUGAUCAACUCAUUGAACUUCUAACAUUUACAUCAAAUAUUCAUUCUUUAACAUUUGCUCAAAUGUUUUUUCUCGAUUUUCAUCCUUUAUCUAUCGAACAAACGGAUAUGAUUCAUUCAAUAUCAAUGAAAAAUAAAAUUACUGAAUUGAACAUCGAACAUGGUUGUACACUUGAACAUCUUAAAUUUUUUAUUAAUCUUUGUCCUCGUUUACAACAUUUGACAAUUGGUAUUAGUGAAAGUUUAUUGGAAUCAAUUCUGAAAUUUUUAUUAUCAAACAAAGAUUCGAAUCUCUUCUCAUUACGCAUUCUGAACAUGAACAAAGAAACAAUCAAUGAAAUUAUUCGUCGUGAAAUACUUCUCGAAAAUUAUUCCAUUGAACAUGAAAACAGUGCAAUACAUUUAUGGUGGUAA